This is a messenger RNA of Coccinella septempunctata (seven-spotted ladybird), 1675 nucleotides long. RefSeq names its product CDK5 regulatory subunit-associated protein 3. The transcript has a single exon. Gene Ontology annotation, biological process: regulation of cyclin-dependent protein serine/threonine kinase activity; regulation of mitotic cell cycle. Bases 95 to 1612 code for a protein of 505 amino acids. The record is from RefSeq and is a predicted model, not a curated record. Gene Ontology annotation, cellular component: endomembrane system. Lineage: Eukaryota; Metazoa; Arthropoda; Insecta; Coleoptera; Coccinellidae.
AUUACAUUCCUAACCUGGAAAUCCUUGAAUGUUGUCAUCUGUCUUUCUGAUAGAUUCCAUAUGUUUAUUUAUUUUCUUUAAAAAAUAAAAUAUUAUGGACGAGCAAAAUAUUCCCAUUGAUAUUCACGUGAACAAACUGCUGGACUGGCUUGUGAGUCGUCGACAUAUAAAUAAAGAAUGGCAGAAAGGCGUAUUGGAAAUACGAGAAAAAAUCAACAAUGCAAUCCAGGAUAUGCCAGCUCACGAUGGUAUAGUUAAAUUGUUAUCAGGACAACACAUAAACUACUUCCACUGUUUGAAGAUUGUUGAAAUCCUCAAAGAAACGGAAGCUGAUUCUAAGAAUAUAUUUGGUCUUUACGGUUCACAACGAAUGAAAGAUUGGCAAGACAUAAUUUCUUGCUACCAGAAAGAUAACAAAUAUCUUGCGGAAGUUUCUCAGAUUCUGUUGAGAAAUGUAAGCUACGAAAUCCCCAACUUGAAGAAACAAAUUAACAAGUUGGGGCAGGUUCAAUUAGAUUGCCAAAAGAAAAUUAAGGAAUACACUAAAACAGAAGUGACUUGUUUGAAAGAAUUUGAAACCUUAUGUAAGCAACUGGGAAUUCCUGGCAAAAACAUUAAGAAUGAACUUUUGGAGCUCAUCAAAGACCUACCAGAAAUUUAUGAGAAAUCUGCUGAAAAACUGAAAGCAGUUGCACCAGCGAUAGAUUUAUAUGAAGCCUUCACCGAGUAUCUAGCUGGCGAAAAACGUGAAGUUCUUAAAACCUUGAAAUAUUUGGUCAAACAUGGAAAUACAACAACUUAUGAAUAUGUGAAGGGAAGAAAACCAAUUAAAAUUGAUACACCAGAAGCAAAAUCGCCCUCAGAAGGUACAGACAAUACUUCAAGCAAUGAAAUAGAUUUUGGAGAUGAUAUAGACUUUGGAGUUGUGAACGAAAGUAUUGACUUUGAAAUUAGUUUGAUCGAUGAGAAUGCCGAUGGCUCUGCAAAAACUGAUGAUGAAUUUGAAAUAAUUGAUCAUUCCGAUGCAAGUUCUAAAAGUGCAGAUAUUGAAAUUGAGGUAGUUGAUGACAAUGGUAUAGCCACAGGUACUGAUGCAUUAACUUUAUUGGAUAACCCCUCAACAAGGGAAAAUAUCAUAAACAAUCUUCUUGAACUACAGGCAUUCUUAAAAUUACGUACUUUUGAAAUAAACCAAGAAUCUGAUCUUUUAUGGAUUCCUCAAAUGCAAAACACACCUUCAAUCAUUCAGCUUCAGAACUUAGAAACAAUAAGUGCACUUAUGGACGUAGUUAGUGAAACUUUCAAUGAAAUCACUGAUAAAAGGACCCUGCAUCUGCAUAAUCUGAAGCACUCUACAAACUAUGUAGAUAUUUUGACUUCCCAGUUAAAUCAGAAACUAUCGCAAGUGAACAGAAUGAAAACAUCUAAAGCUGACAUGGAAACCAAAGUGUCCAACUGCCAGAAAGAAGCUAAAGAGUUAGAAAAGCAGACUUUGAGGGUUAUAACUCAAACAAAAGAGAUCCAGAAGCAAAUUGAACAAGAUGUGUCAGCUAAGUAUAAGGGGAGAGUUGUAAAUUUAGUUGGUGCUAUAAGUGUUUUGAAAUUGAGCUGAAAUUUUCUGUGUAUAUGAUUUUAUAAUAAUAUAUAGGGUUUAUUAAAAUGGUUAUGCUUGUUA